AUGGAGAUUCGUAAAGGUGAGAAGUCGGGGAUUCUCAUCAUCAACGGUGCAGGAGGGGUAGGUUCAGUUGCAUCCCAGGUUGCGAGACGAGUUCUCGAGUUACCAGUCGUGGUGACAACCGCGAGUCGAGAUGAAACGGUGCAGUUCACCAAGACCAUGGGCGCAACACAUGUCGUCAACCAUCGGCAGCCUCUGGCGCCACAGAUCACAGACCUUCACCUGGAAUAUCCCAUCAAGUACAUCUUCAUUACAUCCAGGACUGAGCAGUAUUUCAAGGACUGCGGCAAGAUACUAUGCGCCCCGUUCGGAAAGGUCUGCAGUAUCGUCCAGACGGAAGAAAUGAACAAGAUGUACGGGACCGAGUUCAUGGCUAAGAGCCUCAGCUUCAUCUGGGAGUUGCUGGGCACCAAACCGUAUUACGGUGUAGACGUCAACAGCCACGGAAAUAUUUUGAAAGAACUCGCGUCACUCGUUGACACGGGCACCAUCAAGUCGCACUUACAGAACAGGUUGCCAUUGACUUUGGAAGGGGCCAGGGAAGGUCACAGUCUAGUCGAAGCAGGAAGCAGCAUUGGCAAAAACGGCUUGGGGAUUGAGGAAGGCGGAGUCGUCGGGAAUGCCUUUUCCUAG
Molecule: messenger RNA, 630 nt
Organism: Fonsecaea multimorphosa CBS 102226
Lineage: Eukaryota; Fungi; Ascomycota; Eurotiomycetes; Chaetothyriales; Herpotrichiellaceae
Exons: 1
Coding region: 1-630 (209 amino acids)
Source: RefSeq, a predicted model, not a curated record